CCCACGACCGGCGACCUAACGGUGGGGGACAUGAGCCCUGAUUACCAGGGCGACCGCCGGGCUGAGAACUCCCCGGCGCUUCGGUCGGCCAUGAAGGGCCCCGCGCAGAGCCCAGCGUCCCGUAACCAUGUCGACCCCUGGACAUUAUCCGCGCGGGCUUGGCCCGACGCACCACGCUGAAGAAUCAGCACCAGAAGGGCCAACGCUCGGAACAACAGCGGCCCAGUGGCCCGCAGCGCUCAGUCACGCUCAAGUGCCUGGCCGCGUGGGACAGGACGAUAGCGGUGAUGAGGAUGGUAAUUAUGGCAGCGGUGCCGGCCAGAGCAGCGGCCGCAUGCGUUUGAACCCUGGCCACUUGCGCGGAAACUCUGCCUCGUUGCAUUCGGCUAGCGCGCAGAUUGCCUCCAGCGAGAUUAUUGCGCCAGUAGUGCAACGGUCCAACACAGACGGCACCUUCCAAAACCUCGAAAUUGACUAUUCGAUGAGCGGAGGACCGCUGUCUCAGUAUCAGCAGCAGCAGAAGCAACAGGGUAUGCACGGUCACUCGAUGGCCGGGCCUUUGGGCCAUGAGGACGGUGUGACGCGGGGGAUGGCAGCAAUGAGCGUGCAGAAUACGCACAUGCCCUAUCCGUCGUCGCAGACUGGCCAUAUCCAGACGUACGCGUCGUCAUCGGAGGCCAACACGCCAUCAGCAUUGUCACCGAUGAGUGCCGACGGCAGCGGGGCGGCCGGCUACGGGUCCAUAUCCAAUAUUAGCGCGGGCGGGUUGCGGCGAGCGCCGACGAAGAAGGACGCUAUGAAGGUCAAGGUGCACUACGGAUCUGAGAUCAUCAACCUCAUGGUUCCCAAGCACGCGUCAUUUGAUGUGCUACGUAACAAGAUUGACGCAAAGAUCGCUAGUGCGACUACGGGAGUCGUAGGGUCGCUGCGUAUCCGGUAUAUGGACGAGGAUGGCGAAGCUGUGCUGAUGACUGAUGAUGAUGAUUUCGAACUCGCAAAGGCGUAUGCUGGAGGUGAUAUGACCUCGGCGCAAACCAAUGUUGUUGAGCGGAUAGAACUGUGGUGCUCGAUGGCAUAAUGCAAAUGUGCAUUUAAUUAUAGUGAAUUUUUUUGUCUUUUUUUUUUUUAAAAAAAAUCAUUUCACAGAAUAAAAAGAAAGGG
This is a messenger RNA of Kickxella alabastrina, 1161 nucleotides long. RefSeq lists its product as uncharacterized. The record is from RefSeq and is a predicted model, not a curated record. Gene Ontology annotation, biological process: septin ring organization; establishment of cell polarity. The transcript has a single exon. Bases 128 to 1078 code for a protein of 316 amino acids. Gene Ontology annotation, molecular function: protein binding. Gene Ontology annotation, cellular component: division septum; nucleus; mating projection tip. Lineage: Eukaryota; Fungi; Kickxellomycota; Kickxellomycetes; Kickxellales; Kickxellaceae.